UGCUGUCAGCUAACUCACGAAAGGACUAGUCUAGAGUCUCGAUAAACCUCUAGACCCUAGAUCUAGAUCUAUACUAAUACCAUGAUAAAAUCUACCUAUUGAUCACCCAGAUAUCUACAAUCUGACUCUAAAAUUCACAAUGGCUUCAAUGACAAAGAAUAAGAAAGUUUAUAUACACCAUGAUCCUGAACUUAUCAAAGCUGCCGUACUUGAGAUAAAAACAAAAAAAAAAGUCAAUAAGACAAGCAGCAAAGCAUUUCAGACUACCAUUGCGUACGUUAUAUAAUAAAAUGAUUGGUAAGCGCCCCAUUGUUUGUACCAAUAGAAUAUUGAACCAAGAUGAGGAAAAUAGACUAGCAGAGUGGCUCAAUAACUUGAGAAAACAUGGAUUUGGAAAUUCACACAAAGAAAUCGUUGAAAUUGUACCAGCCAUGUUGGCUGCCCGAAGUUCUUCACAAAGUCCAGAAACCAGUAUAAAGAAACCAAGCAGACAGUGGUUGUCAGGAUUUUUCAGACGACACCCUGAAUUAUCAUCAAGAACCUCCAAAGCCUGUAGCAGGGAAACAGCUGAUGUUUCCCCAAAGAAAUUUGAAAAGUGGUUUUCAAAUUUCAUUAAAUGUAUGAACCAAAGUGAUCCUACCAUUUUAAGUAGCCCUAACAGAAUAUUUAUUGCUGAUGAUUGUGGUUUUUCUUUUGACCCUGAAAGCAGAGAGGUUGUUGCAAGCAAAGGCAGCACACAUGUUUACAAUGCCACUUCAAAUACUAAGGCUCAAGUAACUGUACUAGCAUGCCUCAGUGCCACAGGGCAAUACACUCCCCCUUUAUUGAUUUACCCCUUGAAGCGAAACCCUCAUCAAAAUCUUCUAGAAGACUUCCCUGAAGCGCUGUUGCAGGUUUCCAACAAUGGUAGGAUUACAUCUGCUAUUUUUUUUUCCUGGCUUAGAGACACCUUUAUUCCAUCCACUAGCAAUCUGCCGAAGCCCAUCCUUCUAUUAGUUGAUGGGCAUCCCAGCCAUAGCUCCCAUUUAGAAACAUCCCUUCUAUGCUCAGAAAACAACAUAAUCUUGUACUGCUUCUUACCACAAGGUAGUCACAUCAUGCAAUCUCUCGACCAAGAAUUUUUUGGAUCUUUUAAGUCAUUUCUUUCCAACAAGAUCAAAGAACAUGUUACCACUUGUGGGGAAGGUGUCAAGUUAGACUCGUUUGCAGGAUUCUUGAAGCCUGUGUGGAAUAGAUUAACUACCACAGAGCUAGCCUCAAACUGCUUCAGUGCAGUAGGGAUAUAUCCUCUGGAUCCCUGUAAAAUAAUGACAUCAAACAAACUAAGCCCAAGCAGUGUUGACAUCCCUGUUAAUACCACUACUCUACCUGAUGUACCCACUGAGAGUUUAACUACACAAGAUCAACAUGAGACCACAGCUCCACUUUCAAUAUUCACACCACCAUAUCCUCCUGAAGCCUCUUUAUCCUCUAUACCACAUGAUUUCUUUAAGUGCCCUAAGUUACCUGAGACUUCUACAUCUGCAGUCAUUUCUCAGGCCUCCACGUCUAGUGCAGCAUUCUCACCAGAUUCCGUUACUUACUCAGUAUCCAUAACAGCCAUUCUACCAGAUGCCUCCACAUCAUACUCAGUGGCCACAUCACCUGCUGCGUCCUCUACAUUUCAGAUCCUUCCAGAAAUUUCGUCCUCAACAUUACCUCAAUCCCCACCAGAGACUCCUAGCUCCACCUCAAUAAACUUAAAUAGUCAACAACUUAAUGCACUGAAAGAAAAUUCCUUAUUUAUUUGCGACAAAAUGUCAAGAGAUGAGCUUAUUAUGUUCCAUACCAGACUAGCCGCACCUCAAGACCAGAGUUUUCUCGAUCCUUAUCUCGAGAGAAAAUUUGAAGAAUUUAAACGCGUGAUCCAGUCACUAGUCAACGUUUUUAAAGUAAAUGAAGAGCCACCAUCUAAAGUCACUCUGACAGAAGGUAACAUUUUAACAUUGCUUCCAAUCAAUGGCAAGAAGAGGAAGAAUAGAAAAAGAAACAGAAUCACGCCAACUUUACCAAGUCUCCUUAGCGGCGAAGAAUUCGGGAGUGCAUCAGAUAAAAAAAGUGAAGAAAAUGAAUCUGACAAGAGGAAGGUUGCCAAAAAAUUGCGAAGGGAAGAAAAGAAAACAAACAAUGAAAAUGCAUUUAUUAAGUUAAUACAGGAAAUGGAAAACAUAGAAAGCCAUAAGCAUAAGGAAGAGCAUAAUGGAAAGAAAAAAGGCAGAAAACAAACGAAGAAGUUGACCAGUAUAAAUAUUACACAAGGCAGGGAUAGUGAUGCCAACUCUGCUGUGAGGAAAGAAAUGAAAGAAGAACUUGCUGUUAACAGUGAUGAAGCACUCGACUAUUCCGACCACCAGACCAAUGACAGUUGCUUGGCCUGUGGGCAAAAUUAUGGUGGAGAACUUUUGGUUCAGUGUGAAGUUUGUGAUAGCUGGUGGCACAAGGAAUGUACAAAAACUGCAAAUAAUUUCAACAAUAAAGAACAAGGUUUUACUUUUGUCUGUAUCCAGUGUUGCCCUGAUCAAUUAUCAUAACAUUGAAGUUACAGGUUUCCAAAUCAUUUGAUGUAUU
Messenger RNA from Biomphalaria glabrata, 2607 nucleotides. RefSeq lists its product as uncharacterized. Lineage: Eukaryota; Metazoa; Mollusca; Gastropoda; Planorbidae. The coding region runs from base 291 to 2570 and encodes 759 amino acids. The transcript has 2 exons. Gene Ontology annotation, molecular function: DNA binding. Gene Ontology annotation, cellular component: nucleus. The record is from RefSeq and is a predicted model, not a curated record.